ACAGGAGGAGUCACAGAGAUGUACGAGUUGAAGAAAGCACCCGCUGAUCUCUUCAGCAUCAUCGGCCGCGCCAUCGAGAGAGGAUCACUGCUGGGCUGCUCUAUAGAUAUCACCAGUAAGUUUGACCAGGAGGCGGUGACCUUCAAGAAGCUGGUCAAAGGUCACGCAUACUCCGUGACCGCAGUGGAAGAGGUGGUGUACAGGGGAAACAUGACUAAGCUGGUGCGCAUCAGGAACCCGUGGGGUGAAGUGGAGUGGACGGGAGCCUGGAGUGACGACUCUCGGGAAUGGGACAAUGUGGACCGCUCUGUCCGAGGCAGAUUACAGAACCGCAGCGAGGACGGAGAGUUCUGGUGA
Messenger RNA from Sinocyclocheilus grahami, 357 nucleotides. RefSeq names its product calpain-1 catalytic subunit-like. Gene Ontology annotation, molecular function: calcium-dependent cysteine-type endopeptidase activity. The annotation marks the transcript as partial. Gene Ontology annotation, cellular component: cytoplasm. The transcript is spliced from 4 exons. NCBI's taxonomy places the organism in Eukaryota, Metazoa, Chordata, Actinopteri, Cypriniformes, Cyprinidae. Gene Ontology annotation, biological process: proteolysis. The record is from RefSeq and is a predicted model, not a curated record.